AUGAAGAAGGAGAAAGGUAAAGACAAGAAGGAAGUGAGGAAGUCUAUUUCUCUAAAGACUUCAAGAUCAAAGUCCUCAAACAAUGUGCAAAGUGAUUGUGAAACAAGAAGUGACAAUGAUUCUGAUGAUGAAGAUAAGAAGUUGUUCGUCAAAAGGUACAAUAGAUACAUAUGGAAAAAUGGAGUCAAGCAUUCCGACCUCGAUGAUAAAGAGAUUGGUUUAUUUGUCAGAAGAUACCAAAGGUAUAUUAAGAAGAAUGGAGUCAACCACUAUGACAAGAACUUAACCAAGUUUGUAAGGGUAGCAAAAGCCUCAAGAGAAGAUGAGAACAAGAAAGGUAAACUUAGAAUUUCGUGCUAUAACUACGGAGAAUUUGGUCAUUAUAGACUGGAAUGUCCUAAGAUUAAUAAAGACAGAGAGAAUGGCCAUCACAAGAAGUCUAGCAAGUCUAGCAGAGCAUAUGGUAUUUGGGAGAGCGUAAGUGAUUCCUCAAGUGAUGAAAGCUCCACUUCAAGUGUAGAAUCGGCUCGGAUUUGCCUCAUGGAAAAUAGAAAGAAGAAGAAAAAUGUAAGUCUUUCUAAGCUUGAAACUAUUAAUGACUUAUCUUAUCUUCAAUUACAAAAUAUCGUUGAAGAUCUUCAUAGAGAGGCCUUAAAAGCCUUUAAUAAAUUAGCUUCACAUGAAAAAGUCUUUUUACACUAA
Molecule: messenger RNA, 702 nt
Organism: Lathyrus oleraceus (garden pea)
Lineage: Eukaryota; Viridiplantae; Streptophyta; Magnoliopsida; Fabales; Fabaceae
Exons: 1
Coding region: 1-702 (233 amino acids)
Molecular function (GO): zinc ion binding; nucleic acid binding
Source: RefSeq, a predicted model, not a curated record